AUGGUGAACAGAAUUGUGUGUGUCCGAGUCCGGAAAUUCUUGAGCCGGUCGUUAUUCCGAUUAACUCGGACAAAACUCGUCGUUCACCAGUGCCCAAUAGUCCGGCACUCCAGUUCUCUCAAUACCAGUCAUGUCCGUGUCCGUCUACUCAGCCUGCUUGUACGUGUGUGUCGACAAAUAGUCAGAAUGAAAAGAUUUUGGUCUCCAUCACUUGUUGCCAGCAACCCUCCCAGACACCAUGCCAGUGCCAACCUUCUGCCACCCCUG
This is a messenger RNA of Cooperia oncophora, 267 nucleotides long. The record is from the annotation of a GenBank genome assembly. NCBI's taxonomy places the organism in Eukaryota, Metazoa, Nematoda, Chromadorea, Rhabditida, Trichostrongylidae.